CCCAAAAGGGUAUUGUAUAUAAAGAUGGAAGCUAAUUUUAGGAUUUAAAAACGCAGGAAGAGGUUUGACCAACAACAGCAGGCAUUAUGGGAAAGAUCAUCUUCUACGAGGACAAGAACUUUGGAGGCCGUUACUAUGAGUGCAUGAGCGACUGUGCCGACCUGCACUCUAUGUUUGACCACUGCCGCUCCAUUCGAGUGGAAAGCGGCAUGUUUAUGAUCUAUGACCGUCCGGGCUACGCGGGAAACCAAUACUUCAUGAGGAGGGGAGAGUACUCUGACUACAUGGGCAUGACCGGUAUGAAUGACUGUGUCAGAUCUUGUCGCAUGAUCCCCUCGCACAGUGGCAGCUUCAGGAUGAGGCUGUAUGAGCAUUUUGACAUGGAAGGCGGAAUGAUGGAACUGACGGAUGACUGUCCUAAUCUCAUGGACCGUUUCCGCCUCUCCAACUUCAACUCCUGCAAUGUGAUAGAUGGCCACUGGCUGAUGUAUGAGCAACACCACUACAGGGGGCGCCACUACUACCUUCCACCUGGCCAGUAUAGGAGCUUCAGCAACUGGAACGCCAUUAGCUCCAGGGUUGGGUCCGUCCGACGUCUCAUGGAUUUAUGAAGACGGAAGGACAGUUCUUGUGAAAUGUCUACUCUUUGCCUUGUUUUACA
Molecule: messenger RNA, 661 nt
Organism: Oreochromis aureus
Lineage: Eukaryota; Metazoa; Chordata; Actinopteri; Cichliformes; Cichlidae
Product: gamma-crystallin M2-like
Exons: 3
Coding region: 87-611 (174 amino acids)
Biological process (GO): lens development in camera-type eye; visual perception
Molecular function (GO): structural constituent of eye lens
Source: RefSeq, a predicted model, not a curated record